UUGUUUAAUCAUUUGUUCUUCCACAAUGUCCUGUCAACUUAACGUAUUUGCUGACUUUCAUAACAUUACAUCAGUAAGAAACUUCCUUUUUCCCGAGCUGAGGUCUGAACCACCAGUUUCAAAUGAAGUUUCAGAAAACGAUGGCUGGGAUGAGGACUGGGGAUCAUGGGGAGAGGAAGGAGGGGAGGACCCAGACAUCCCAGACGGCCGUGAACCUGAUGACAAACAUCAGUGGCUGCAGGAGUGUGUGAUCUCCCUGUCUCCCACCAAUGACAUUGUUGCUGUAGCUCACAGUGACAGAUGUGUCCUGCUUUCUCAGAAGUUCAAUAGUGGAGGAGUAAGCUCAGGCAUGGAUACUAAAUACAAAAUAGUCUGGGAAGGAAGUUUACAACAAGAAGAAGGGGAACAGAUUACAGCAAUAAUGUGUCUUCCUCUGGCUUCACAAAAAAGGAGUAUGCAAGGAGGGCCAGAUUGGACCUGUGUUAUUGUUGGGUUCUCUUCUGGCUAUAUCCGAUUCUACACAGAGACGGGAACACUGUUAUUGUCACAGCUUUUACACAGUGAACCAGUUCAAAGGUUAAAGUGCAGAACAUAUGAACCUCCACGAUUCCUCGGUGACAAUGAACAGCACGAAGAGUUGCUUAUUCUGUUUAAGAGAGCUUUGGUAACUAUUGAUGGAUUCAGCUUGUUUCAAUCUCUGCGAGCUUGUAGAAACCAAGUGGCAAGAGCUGCAGCCAGUGGUUCUGAGUCCACACUCCAGCCCCCGCCACUGGCCUACAAAAAGUGGGCCAUACAGGAGCAGGAGAAAGUACUGGACUUAUGUAGUUGUGGAGUAAACACUCCCAAUCCAUUUGACCACAUGCGGACAGCAGCCAUGUUAGGGGGACCCUCAGCCAAUAUCAGACCCACCCCACCAGCUGCGGGGCUCUUUAUUACCUCAGGGGUGGGGCCCUAUGUAGGAUUCUUCUAUGCUGUUGAGGGCAGCAGCCAGCCAAUUCUGUCUGAUGUAGCUUAUGCAGUGGCACACAAACUGAAGUCAGCCAUCAUGUCAGCUGCAAGUGGGUGGCUAGGAUUUGGUAGCAAACACAAGGAAGAAGAGAAGCAGAGGCCUAAGAUAGAGCCAGCUACUCCUAUACCAAUGAGAUUUGGAUUGCCUGACAAGAGAAGGCUGGGAGACAGUAUCUACCUCUCACCUAACAAUAGCUAUGUAGCCACCACAGACAGUUUUGGCCGUGUCAUUCUAGUGGAUGUGGAGCGUGGAACAGCUGUCAGGAUGUGGAAAGGCUACCGUGAUGCUCAGUUAGGAUGGGUGCAGGUAAAAGAAUAUGUUCACCAUGGAGGGGAAGAUGGCAGUAAAGAGAGAAUCGCUCAGUUCUUAAUCAUAUAUGCACCAAGAAGGGGAAUCUUAGAGGCGUGGACUGCUGCCAGUGGUCCUAGAGUGGCGGCGUUCAAUGUCCCCAAACACUGUCGGCUGAUCAGUCCUGGCUAUGGAAUGAUGGGAUUGAAUAAUGUGACGUGUAAAGGGGUCAAGGGCAAGGUGUUCCAGUGUGCUCUCAUUGAGCCAUCAGGCGUGGUCAAGUCAGUUGAUAUUCCAUUCCAUCUAGCUCUCAGUGACAAGAACAGUAAGAGAGCCAGAGACCUCCAUCUGCUGAAGAAACUGAAGCAGCUUCUGAAGGACAGUAAGGAGGAGACAGCUGAGCUGCAGUCGUCUGUUAUACAGCUUCUUCAGGAUACAAGGAUCUCCCACGUCACUCAACAGGGGGUGGAGAGAGUUCUUGCCACAAAGUAUGUGUCCUCACAGUUCAUGCAAGAGGUCCUGAGGUCCUGUUCCUCACACAUAACAAACAGAGGACAAGACAGCCAAGACAUCAAUAGCAAGCUGUUGGUGCGGUUUUGUCAGACUCAUUCCGAUCUCUUACAAAUGUACGACAAGAUCACACAGAAUGGCAAACAGGCAUCGGAGCAAUCCACUAAUAUAGCUGAGAUUCUGGUGGAGAGUUUGCACAUCUCAAACCCAGAGAGUACACAUAUCAUGAAUCAAUUGAGUUCUGACAAGCUUCAGACUGACUCUGAUCCAGUUGCCAAGAAAGUACGAUUUGACAUCACUGAGAUAUUUCAUCCUAGUGACUUUCUGAGCUGUUUCCAGUUCCAGCCAAAUUUAUCUGAAAAUGAGCCUUCAAAACACCGGUCAAUAAAUGUGUCAGACAGCAUCACACAAGAGAAGAGAGUGGGACUUGGCAGAUUCAUAUUCUCUCAAUGCACAAAUCCGGAUGGCUCUUCAGACUCUCUUUCCACUGUGAUACAGAGCUGCAAUAUAUCUCCUAAUCUUUUACUAGACUUGCUGGUACUAUAUUGGUUGUCAGAGGAGGAUAGGACUCUUGAAAUGAUUCCCAAUCUUCAUAGAGUUCUCAAAGUUCUGGUCUCAUUAACAGAUCAGAGUAAUGUGUUGGCAAAGCCUGGGGGGACAGCCAUGUGGUGGAAGAAGAUGCGCUACUCCUGUAGUCACAGCCCACGCAUCCAGCCCGCCUACAUCCUGGCUCUUGUGUGUCGGUCACUGUGUGGGGAAGUUGUCCAAAACCAGUCCAAGGGAAAGGAUCCUGAUGCUGAUACAGAGACUCGAGGAGAAAUGUCUUCACAGGGAGGAGAUGGUCCUCCUCAGGACCUCGAGGACUGGAGUCUGUUAGUCAAACAGCUGGAGGAUGUACUGGCCCUCAAGAACCUGCUGAGAGUUGGCAAGACUAACAACAUUGCUGAGGUGACAGUCUCUAAAAUCCUGGAGGGAGGAAGAGGUUCAAUAUCUGAGGCUGUUGCGUACAUGAUAGCCAGUUUGGAGCUUCACACAGGAGAUCUGUAUGACACCUCUAUGACACACAGCACAGAAAAAAUGGAGCUUGGCACAGAAUCAGCACACUCAACUCAGAGCACAACCAUAAGGAAUUUACAAGGAUAUUUGAUCGAGCUGCAGAAGCGUUUACCACACAGCCUAGAGAAUGAGGUCCUCCUGUGUAACAUCUGCUGGGAGAACGCCAUUAUCUGGUUCAAAGACCUAGAUAAAGUUCAACAUCUGGGAGAUGCUACAGAAUAUUUGAAACUAGUCACUAAUGCAGUGUUAAGACAUGGAGUGGCAUCCAUGCUGUGGCAUCGAUUUGUAAAGAAGAAAUUCCAAGCUUUAGCUCAACUUAUGGAAAAGGUUGGAAAAGUUCCAAAAGAUCGGCUUUCCAGAAAGGAAGUUGGUAUUGGGGAGGCUUACAUGCCCGCUUUUGCUGGAUUCACAGUUGAUCUUAUUCAGAUUCUUAGAGAGGCGAAUUGUGAGGUGAAUGAGAUGCCAGUGUUUAACAUAGAACCAAUCUGGCAGACGGUCAGGGGUCCAUCUUCUCUUGUGGAACAAGCCAUUGAGCAGAAGAUAACUAACUACGGACUGCUGACUCAUCACUAUAACUUAGCAGUCAUCAUGUCCGCUGUGCUUACAUUUAACAUGAAGUCUGCUAAGGUUAUGACACUGUUUGAUGCAAAGGGUAAACAUGCAUUUUUUAAUGAUUUUACCCAGCAUCCUCUGCUUCCUUCACAGAAUGUUGAUUCUGCCCUAACAUCUAGUCGCAAAGAGUUCUUGUCUCGAAUUGUAACUUGUGCUGUAAGCACUCUAGACUCCUCUCAAGGCUCCCCCACACAUCAGGCACACCAAGGUCCCAAAAAGGAUGCUGCUGCCACAAAGUGGCCUGCUCUGGUUCUAGAAUUAGCCAAGGACUUUGGUCUGGACUUGGACUUCUUCAAGCGCCAGCAUGUCAUAGAGCUGUACUCUGGAGGACAUGACAAAAAGGCAGAGGAGGUUCUACUGACAGUGAAUGACCGAGAGUUUAUGGGGUCGCAGCUGCUGCUGGUUGCUGGGAGACGGGUGGCCCACUAUUUGCUGGAGAGUCACAAAAUGGAUGGAGUGAAACUGUUGACCAACGUCUCUCCUGUCCUGUCCAAAUGGCUCCGAUCACUGGAGCCGGGGCAGCUGAGACGACCAGAAGCAGAUGUUCAAUCUAUUGCAAUGCUGAUCCAUCAUGUAGCCAACUAUCUACCAGAGGGGACCCCAGAAUAUGAACUUGCUAUUUCUCUAGUGGAUUUAGUCCAAUCAAUGUCUUAACAGUUGUUAUUGACCAGUAGAUUUUCUUCAAAUCUUGCACUUGUGUGUACAUGUAUUUGUUUUAUACAAUUUUUGUACACUACAUGUAUAGAAGAUUUGAAAAAUCUUUUGUCAUUUUAUUAUCUUCCAUAACUUACAGCCUGAUAUGCACAAAUUAGAAAAUAAAGGGAAUGCAAUGAAUAUUGAAUAGACAUGUAUGUUGUUUGUUUACAUUAAGAAUGUUGUUGACAAGACUACAAACCCAAGAGUUUCAGGUGACUUUAAGAACAUUUAGUGUAGAUUAUUACACCUCUUUCAAAUGGUUUAUAUAAUUUAUGAUGAGCUUUAUGGCCACUUAAACAGUAGGGAUCUACAUUUGAAAUUGUUACUGAUUAAAUUUCAAGUUUUACAUGAUUUUGUAAAGUAAACUUAUGACAAUAAAUUUAAUAAAGUUUA
Messenger RNA from Magallana angulata, 4564 nucleotides. RefSeq names its product rab3 GTPase-activating protein non-catalytic subunit-like. The coding region runs from base 26 to 4129 and encodes 1367 amino acids. Gene Ontology annotation, biological process: regulation of GTPase activity. The record is from RefSeq and is a predicted model, not a curated record. The transcript is spliced from 34 exons. NCBI's taxonomy places the organism in Eukaryota, Metazoa, Mollusca, Bivalvia, Ostreida, Ostreidae.